AUGCAACUCCGCGAGAGAAAGCUCGCGGGAGCUUUUGACAACCAAGGCUCGCCGCACCAUCUGAAGCCGCCUGUGACGCCUGGCUCUUCAUGCUCCUCAGUCAACGAGUGUUCGCGGCGGGCGUCCCAUGACUCCAACGCGGCCUCGGUUUACCGCGAACAUGCAGCCCACUAUGCGCAGAAGUUUCGAGCCGCCAUCGACUACACGACUCGGGAGGAACCUCGCCAGAUUCUGUGGGGUUUUAUUCUUGUCCUGAGCUUGCUUCUUCUCGGGUUCCGUGACCAGCUGCUGCCGUCUUCUUCUCAGGUGAACCUGGUGCACAGAGGCGCCGGAGAAGCUGUUCAGCCCACGGUCUCGCCAAGUGAGACUGCUGUCGCUCCUGGCGCAAAACUUCCUGGAAAUGAUGCCACGGUGAAGUGCACCGCGGGUUCGCGAAAGAAGAACGACAACGAAGAUGUUGGAGCAGAUGGGGGUGACGAUCCGAAUGAAAGCUGUCAGCGGGCUACACCAGAGGCUCCUCGUGUAUCUGAGCAGCAGUCUUCUACGUCCGGUCGUACUCAGGUUGCUCCUUCGGUGUUUUCUUCAAUCUUUGGUGGUUCGUCCUCGGCCUCUGUCUCUUCUCCUCUGAGCACGAAUGUCAGGCGAGUGGUGACUGGGCUUCUUGUCCUCGUCUGCCUGUACUGUUUCCUCCAGGCGAAAGAUGGUUUGCUCGUUCGUCCACACCCUGGUUUCUGGCGCCUGGUACAUGGCGUUUGCCUGGUUCACUUGAUUGUUAUGGUUGUGCUUCUGGUCCUCGACGUGGAGACCGGACUACUUGUUUUGGAGUUGUUGUUCCCAGAAAUUGCAGGGAAAAGGAAAGAAAUUUUUGCAGGAACACUUGUGCUUGAUUGCCGAAUCAACGGAGACACGAUCAAGCGUCAGUUAACGAGUGUGUGGUUCAUCUCGCAUGUUGUUGGUUGGCUAGGGAAGAUGGUCAUUCUCAGAAAUUGGGGUCUUUGUCUUCUUUACUCCAUCUUCUUUGAAUUAGGAGAAUUGUCCUUCCACUGGCUUGUCCCAGAACUUUGCGAAUGCUGGUGGGACAGUAUCUUCAUAGAUGCUCUUCUGUCCAAUGUAAGCGGCAUGCUUCUGGGGGCCGUCUUCAUGAAGUUUAUCAACAUGCACCAGUAUGACUGGCUAGGCCGCCAUCCGCUGUACCAGAAGGUCUUCAUGAGUUUGACUCCCUUUUCUUCCGAGGGCUAUGACUGGAGCUUCUACAAGACCCCACGGCACCUGUUCCUGUCCAUCGCACUGCUCACGUUUUGCGUUUUCUUGGAGUUGAAUGUCUUCUUCCUUAUGGCCGCGCUUGAUAUCCCUGCAACCCACUAUAUCAACCCUCUCCGAACGCUGUACCUCACUCUACUAGGCGCUGCGGCCGCCCCCGAGCACUACGAAUAUACCAUGUUCAGUCGAGAGAGAGUUGGCCACAACGAAUGGUUACUUGUUGUGAUCCUCAGUGUCGAAUUGUUGGUGUGUGUCAAGUAUGGGGCAGGCCGGUACAACGCCGAGACCCCUCCCCUCGAUCUAGUUAUACCGUGGGUUGCUGCGCUCAGCCUCUUUGCUGCAUGGUGUUACUGUUACUUUUCGACGGCUGACCUCCGCGGGAACAAUGGCGAGGAAGGGAUCAAGGCGCCUGUGUCCCACGCACGAAGAGGGGGAGAAGAAAUGGAAAAUCUGGCAGAAGAACCGAAAAAGACAAAACGAUCAGAGAAGCAUCGAGUGCAUUCCUGGCAAGACCAGGCCAAGCUGCUUGUCAUUACAGUGCCUCCUCAGGCGUGUUUUAUCCCUCUGCUGUAUCUUAUGAAAUUCUACUUUUACGACUACGUCAAAAUCGAGCGCAAUCAGUGA
Molecule: messenger RNA, 1884 nt
Organism: Neospora caninum
Lineage: Eukaryota; Apicomplexa; Conoidasida; Eucoccidiorida; Sarcocystidae
Product: putative phosphatidylserine synthase
Exons: 1
Coding region: 1-1884 (627 amino acids)
Biological process (GO): phosphatidylserine biosynthetic process
Molecular function (GO): L-serine-phosphatidylethanolamine phosphatidyltransferase activity
Source: RefSeq, a predicted model, not a curated record